UGCAACUUCAUCCGCGGACCUUUGGCUUGUGGAAACCGCAUCUGACUGUUAUGAGUGAGCAGUCUCUGAAGGCAUAUAAUAUCGAUAUCGAACAUCACAAUCUCGAACCUGCGCAGAGGGUGAGAGCUCUGCAGGCAUGGCAGCAAUCCAGGCUGACGUCGAGGCUGCGCUGGAUGAGAAGGAGUACUUGCCGGGCUUCGCUGAUUUUAGCCAUUUCAUUGCAAGCGACCACAGUCUAUCAAUUUACAGGAAAUUCGCAGUUCUUGGGGCUCGCAAUCUCUUGUACCUGCAAGCGGAACUACAGCUUCUGGAGAUAAAUCUUCAAGAACUGGACGUCGAGGACAAACGAACGAUCGCGACUUCGAGCAAUGAUUUGGAGAAAAUAAAGGUAGAGAAGGGUGCCAGAUCUUGGGAGGAGUUGAAAGAGCAGGCCGAUGAAGGCAAUGAAAAGCAAGCUGGGAAACUCAGAAUAAUCUAUAGAAUCAGGAAGUUGAUGCAAGAAUAUGAGGAGGCCUUGCUCCGGCGGAACGAAGUGCUCAGGCUCGAGAAGCCGGAGAAAUCACCAUUCAAUGCUUUCAAAACUUGGUUUCGAAGAAGACCGCCGGUAUUGUGGGGAAGCGGUUUUCGUCUUCUCCACGAUGAAGAAGAUAUGAUCGCACUUGGAAGUCAAGAUGAGCCGGAUCGAAUGUCGGCGCUGAUGCAUCGAUGUCUUGGAUACCGACUCCGGGUAGAGCGAGAGACACCAAGAUCGUGGGGCCCGAUGUACUACUAUCCAGUCGAAAGAGUAGCAUUCAUAGUCGGCUUGAUAAGCAUUCUGGUUUCAGCGGCGUUGCUGGUGGGAGCGAUCAUGUCGCUGCAUUUCGUGAAGCCCAUGGGGAUUCGACUUGGGCUGGUGGGAAUCUUCACUACUUUGUUCGCUGCAUCUAUAACGUUGUUGACGCAUGCAAGGAGGAUCGAGGUGUAUGGAGCGACUGCCGCGUAUGCUGCUGUGCUGGUUGUCUUUAUCAGCGUCAACAAUUGAACUGCGGGGAUGGAGGUCAACUGAUCCUGGUUUUAUCACGGCGACGGCUUCUUCAAUCGGCCAUCACACUCUUUACCGGAGUGCGAGAAAGUAUGCAGGAGAACUUCGAGAAAUGGCUGUCCCGUCUUAAUCAUGAGGGAUGUUUUGUUCAUACAUGAAGCAGGUGUGGGAUUGUUGAUGAUACGAAGCUGUAUUUCGGUGACCAGGAAAGCCAAGUCCUAGUUUUAAAGGAAGGAAAGGUGGCUAGCGAGAUGUGAAUGGAGAAGGAACUUGCCUUCACGUGAGUGAAUAUCGUGAUUUCAACUUUGGUUAUCUUUCUUACCCCCAGAAGGAAUCAAAG
This is a messenger RNA of Hyaloscypha bicolor E, 1361 nucleotides long. RefSeq lists its product as uncharacterized. The transcript is spliced from 3 exons. The record is from RefSeq and is a predicted model, not a curated record. NCBI's taxonomy places the organism in Eukaryota, Fungi, Ascomycota, Leotiomycetes, Helotiales, Hyaloscyphaceae. The coding region runs from base 137 to 1021 and encodes 294 amino acids.